AGAAAGGGCGGUGUUCGGCACCAAUAGCGCCUCAGCGUUCAGUGUUGUUCCUGGGUCACUAUCCUUACUCGUCUGGUCCCGGGUGCCGCUUCCGGCUACGCUCGGAGGUCGCGCAGGCCGGAGGCCUCGGUCGGACGGGAGGGAGCUGCAGCAUCCAGAAUUUGGGAUGCACAGCUUAUCCCCAUCAAACCAUAAACUCCUUUGGGACAGAAGCCACCUUCUCUGCAGCCUUCAUACGUAGCCCGAGUGAAAGCUCAGAAUAUCCAGGGAACACUUAAAUUAGAAGUAAUUUAUCUCAAGCAAAUGGGACAACAUGCCAACUGCCAAGCAACUAGCUGACAUUGGCUACAAGACCUUCUCCACCUCCAUGAUGCUCCUCACUGUGUACGGGGGCUACCUCUGCAGUGUCCGAGCCUACCACUAUUUCCAGCGGCGCAGCUCCCAGCGCCAGGCUGCAGAAGAACAGAAGACCUCAGGAGCCCUGUAGAACUGGGGGCUUUUUUCCUUGAGCAGAGAGGCCUGAGGCAUGCUGUGGAAAGACUGCGUCUGCAAUCAUUUCUGAGUCAAGAGGACCAGGGCCUUAACUGGCUUUCGAACUCUGGAAAAUGCCCAUGUUUUCUCUGGUACAGCCAGUUUGGAGAGGCUAUCGAAUCAAAACAGGAAUGGGAGGGUGAGGCACACCUAUAGACAUAAAAUACUUCGCCAUA
Molecule: messenger RNA, 707 nt
Organism: Dama dama (fallow deer)
Lineage: Eukaryota; Metazoa; Chordata; Mammalia; Artiodactyla; Cervidae
Product: cytochrome c oxidase assembly protein COX14
Exons: 4
Coding region: 314-487 (57 amino acids)
Biological process (GO): mitochondrial respiratory chain complex IV assembly
Cellular component (GO): mitochondrion
Source: RefSeq, a predicted model, not a curated record